UUCAGGGGUGGGGAUUGUUGUCACGUGAUCCUUCAGGGGUGGGGCAUCGUUUGAGGAUUGAUCCUUUUGCUCACGGCUGGGGCGAGGCAAAGAUGUGGCGGCAGGUGGAGCGCACACUGAGGGCCAGCCUCUGGACUGGUUUGCGAUGCCAAUCGACUAGUAGCCGAGUUUUUGCUGAUGUGCCCAGAGCAAACCCAUCGUCACAUGGAUUCAGCUUUGAGCUUACAGCAGAGCAGCGCGAGUUUCAGGAGACAGCGCGGAAGUUUGCCCGGGAGGAGGUGCUCCCAGCAGCUGCAGAGUACGACAGGACUGGAGAGUAUCCUGUUCCACUCAUUAAGAGAGCAUGGGAGUUGGGACUCAUGAACGCACACAUUCCUGCAAGUUGCGGUGGAAUGGGACUGGGAAUCUUUGAUUCUUGCCUCAUUACUGAAGAAAUAGCUUAUGGCUGCACCGGUAUCCAGACUGCAAUUGAAGCCAACUCACUGGGGCAAAUGCCAGUCAUCCUGGCUGGGAACGAGCAGCAGCAGAAGAAAUACCUCGGCCGGAUGACGGAAGCUCCACUGAUGUGUGCCUACUGUGUCACGGAGCCUGGGGCAGGCUCCGAUGUGGCUGGGAUUAAGACCCGAGCCGAGAAGAAGGGCAAUGAGUACGUUAUCAAUGGGCAGAAGAUGUGGAUCACCAAUGGAGGCAAGGCAAACUGGUAUUUCCUCCUGGCUCGAACAAAUCCUGAUCCCAAAGCACCUGCGGGCAAGGCCUUCACUGGAUUCAUCGUGGAUGCCGAUUCCCCGGGGAUCCAAGUUGGAAGGAAGGAGAUGAAUAUGGGUCAACGAUGCUCAGAUACCAGGGGUAUUGUGUUUGAAGAUGUCCGUGUGCCCUUGGAGAACGUUCUCAUUGGAGAAGGAGCUGGCUUUAAAAUUGCCAUGGGGGCUUUUGAUAAAACCAGACCACCGGUUGCUGCGGGAGCUGUGGGUUUAGGCCAGAGAGCCGUGGAUGAAGCGACCAAGUAUGCAUUGGAAAGAAGAACGUUUGGAAAGUUGCUGGUCGAGCAUCAAGCUGUUUCCUUCCUGUUGGCGGAGAUGGCGAUGAAAGUGGAACUAGCUCGCCUUGCUUACCAGCGGGCUGCCUGGGAGGUCGACCAGGGCAGAAAGAACACCUACUAUGCCUCCAUCGCCAAGGCCUUCGCUGGCGAUAUUGCCAAUCAGGUGGCCAGUGAUGCCGUCCAGGUCUUUGGUGGCAACGGUUUCAACAGCGAUUAUCCAGUAGAGAAGCUGAUGCGUGAUGCCAAGAUCUAUCAGAUAUAUGAAGGCACGGCUCAAAUCCAGAGGCUCAUCAUUGCCCGGGAGCAUAUUGAGAAGUUUCAACAAUGAGAGUUGGAGUCAGGACAAGGAAUGUAAUGUAACUGCACCCUGGUUCAGUGCUUAACUGUGCAAUUUCAACACCUCACAACCUUUAGUCUUCCAAUCCUUUGUGCAGGAGAAGUUUAGCCCAUUGCCUCCUGAUCAAAGUUUUAUUAAGCAUUAAGCUUGCUUUGUGUCUGUUAGCAAGUGCCUUGUUUUGGACGGUGUCAGUAGGUAUUGCACAGAACUGUGAGAUUUGGGGAAGUAACUGCUGUGAAACAAGACAAACAGAUGUAUGUAGAACAAAACAAACUAAUGAUUAUUUUAAAAAAUAAACCUCUGAAGACUGGUAUUAAAUAUAA
Molecule: messenger RNA, 1699 nt
Organism: Hypanus sabinus (Atlantic stingray)
Lineage: Eukaryota; Metazoa; Chordata; Chondrichthyes; Myliobatiformes; Dasyatidae
Gene: acadm
Product: acyl-CoA dehydrogenase medium chain
Exons: 12
Coding region: 93-1367 (424 amino acids)
Biological process (GO): fatty acid beta-oxidation; medium-chain fatty acid catabolic process
Cellular component (GO): mitochondrion
Molecular function (GO): flavin adenine dinucleotide binding; medium-chain fatty acyl-CoA dehydrogenase activity
Source: RefSeq, a predicted model, not a curated record